GAUAUUCUGUUGUGACGUCAUCACGGUGCGUCUUGUUGUCUGACAACGCACGGUCCAUUCCAUUAUGUUUACUUCAAUGAUCUAAGGCAUUUGUGUCGCCGAUAACAAGCUGUUGUGUCUUUGUUUUGUAUAUAGUGUGAAUAUACUCUGUAGUUAACGCUAAUUUAUUUCAACAUGGAGUCCGGGGAGGCCACCGAGGAGAGGACAGGCUCUCUGUCGGCAGCGCAGAGGAGAGCAGAGAUUCGGAGGAGAAAACUGCUCAUAAAUUCAGAGGUCAGGAUGAACAGAAUCGUGGGCUUCGCCAAAAACGAGUCUGAAAAUAACGCAGGAGCGUCCCGGCGUCCCACAGAGCCCCACUUCCACCUCGACCUCGACAGGACAGAGCUGUGGUCAUCGCCUUCAUCUUCCCCGAGGCCGUCUCCCUUCCUGCCAGAGGCUUUACGGGUCCGACAGAGACCGAGGGGGGAGCUGGCAUCAGAUGACCCCAGCAGCUCCCCGCGCCGAGGCCUCCAGAAGUACCUGUCUCACUUUGACAAUGCCAUGAAACUGCGUGGUCAGCUGGACAACGAGAAGCCGGCUCAGGAUGGAGGCUCUGACUCAGAGGAGUUUGAUCCUUUCAGGAUCUUCAGGCUCAUCGGCAGCAUCCUCCUUGCUGUGUUUGUCAGGGUCUUUGUCUGCAGGUAUUUGUCAAUAUUUGCUCCCUUUCUGACCCUGGAACUGGCCUACAUGGGGUUGUCCAAAUACUUUCCAAAGGUAGAGAAGAAGACCAAGACCACUGUGCUCACAGCUGCCCUGCUGCUGUCGGGCAUCCCCGCUGAGGUCAUCAACCGUUCCAUGGACACCUACAGGAGGAUGGGUGACGUUUUUGCUGACCUCUGCAUCUACUUCUUCACCUUCAUCCUCUCACAUGAGAUCCUGCUGCUCAUUGGCUCAGAGACUCCCUGAUGGACUGGAAAGACCUCAGUAACUUGCCCCCCCUUCAUGUCCCCUCCCUCUGUCUCCCAUAACAACAAGGCAUGCUCAUUUACACCCUCAGACAUGGGUUUGUUGUUGACAGCUGGAAAGGAAUCCCUGCUGCCUUAUGAUAUCAGGGUCACACGACGGCUGAUCAAGUUGCUUGUUACAUAAGGAUUUCUCCAAGGCUCAGCUACACAUAAACAGCAUUUGGUACAGUUCUGAAAGUUAUUAUAGAAACUCUGAAACAGAA
This is a messenger RNA of Monopterus albus (swamp eel), 1207 nucleotides long. RefSeq names its product calcium modulating ligand (gene camlg). Gene Ontology annotation, biological process: tail-anchored membrane protein insertion into ER membrane. Gene Ontology annotation, cellular component: GET complex. The record is from RefSeq and is a predicted model, not a curated record. NCBI's taxonomy places the organism in Eukaryota, Metazoa, Chordata, Actinopteri, Synbranchiformes, Synbranchidae. The coding region runs from base 175 to 945 and encodes 256 amino acids. The transcript has 5 exons.